Molecule: messenger RNA, 3915 nt
Organism: Jaculus jaculus (lesser Egyptian jerboa)
Lineage: Eukaryota; Metazoa; Chordata; Mammalia; Rodentia; Dipodidae
Gene: Lrch1
Product: leucine rich repeats and calponin homology domain containing 1
Exons: 20
Coding region: 122-2389 (755 amino acids)
Molecular function (GO): protein binding
Source: RefSeq, a predicted model, not a curated record
UCCCGGCGUCUCUCUAAGGAGCUCGGUAGGGACGCGGCCCGAGCUGUCGCCGUCCGGCUCGGGGAGGCCUUGUCCCCCCCCCGCAGCAGCGGCGGGGCGGGGCGGGGGCCCCCGGGAGAAGAUGGCGACGCUGGGAAGCGAACCCCAACCUUUCGUGCCUGCCAUCUCGGUAUCUAGCCUGCACCCACACCAUCACCCUCACCACCACCACCACGGAGGAGCGGGAGCCGGCGGCGGCGGCGGCGGCGGCGGGGGGUUCAACCUGCCCUUGAACCGGGGUCUGGAGCGCGCGCUGGAGGAGGCGGCCAACUCCGGGGGCUUGAACCUCAGUGCCAGAAAAUUAAAGGAGUUUCCCCGGACGCCAGCCCCGGGCCACGACCUCUCGGACACCGUUCAGGCAGAUUUAUCUAAAAACAGACUGGUUGAAGUACCAAUGGAAUUGUGUCAUUUUGUAUCUCUGGAAAUUCUUAAUCUGUAUCACAACUGUAUCAGAGUCAUUCCUGAGGCCAUUGUUAACUUGCAGAUGCUGACCUACUUAAACUUGAGUCGAAAUCAGCUGUCAGCCCUGCCUGCCUGCCUGUGUGGUCUGCCUCUCAAAGUCUUAAUCGCAAGUAACAACAAGCUUGGAUCACUGCCUGAAGAGAUAGGUCAGCUCAAACAGUUAAUGGAGUUGGAUGUCAGCUGCAAUGAGAUCACAGCUUUGCCCCAGCAGAUAGGCCAACUGAAGUCUCUACGAGAAUUGAAUAUCAGAAGAAACUACCUUAAAGUUUUACCACCAGAAUUAGUAGAUCUUCCCUUGGUAAAGCUUGACUUUUCCUGCAACAAGGUGCUAGUGAUCCCUGUCUGCUUUAGAGAGAUGAAGCAGCUGCAGGUGUUACUGCUUGAGAACAACCCUCUGCAAUCUCCUCCGGCACAGAUUUGCACAAAGGGCAAAGUGCACAUAUUUAAGUAUCUGAGCAUACAAGCAUGCCAACUUAAGACAACUGACUCCCUUUAUCUCCAUACCAUGGAGAGACCCCAUUUACAGCAGCACGUGGAAGACAGUAAGAAGGAUUCCGAUUCAGGAGUUGGCAGUGACAAUGGAGAUAAGCGACUGUCUGCCACUGAGCCCUCUGACGAAGACACAAUCAGCCUCAGUGUGCCCAUGUCAAACAUCAUGGAGGAAGAACAGACUGUCAAGGAGGACACAUGCCAUCACCUCACCCCUGCUAAAGGGACACUUCAUCAGGAACUUCAAGCAGAGCCUGCUCUCUUGAGUGACAGCAGUAACUCAGGACAAGAAAGACCUCUGUUUGGCGAAGGAGCUGAUGUCCUCCACUCAGGAUUUAUGAAUUAUAUUAAGGACAGGGCAGGAGACUGUGAAGAGCUGUUACGGAUAGAAGAGGACGCUCACUGGCAGAUGGGAGGAAUAAUAAAUUCAUCCAAAGAUCAGGACGUGGAUGUAAUGAUGAUUGAGCAGCUGAGAGAAGCAGUAGAUUUGCUGCAAGAUCCCAAUGGCCUAAAUACAGACAUUACCAAGAGAAGUAUUUUGAAUCUGUAUCCUAUGGGAUCAUCCGACGCCUUAGAAUUACCAGAUGCUGCAGUAAAUGGUCAAAUGCAGCUGGAGCCAUCUCCGGAGUGUGAGGGGCAAAGUGAUCUAACAUUACAGAGUAAUGGGAGCCAGUAUUCACCAAAUGAGAUGAGAGAGAACUCCCCUUCAGUCUCUCCUACCACAAACAGCACAGCUCCUUUUGGCCUGAAACCUCGAUCAGACUCAGCCCUCAUUCUCCCUCCUGUCUCCUUCAACAAACUUAAACAGGCACAAACAUGGGACAACUCUAGCUACAGUGUUCCAUCUGAAAGAGACAGUGACAAUGUGUUCCUGAGACCUCAGAGAAAUUUGGAAUCUGUAGAUCCACAAUUUACAAUUCGGAGGAAAAUGGAACAGUUGAGAGAAGAAAAAGAACUCGUGGAACAACUCCGAGAGAGCAUCGAGGUGCGGCUGAAAGUGACCCUGCACGAAGACCUGGGGGCUGCCCUCAUGGACGGUGUGGUGCUCUGCCACCUGGCCAACCACAUCCGCCCACGGUCCGUUGCCAGCAUACACGUCCCUUCACCUGCAGUUCCCAAACUUAGCAUGGCCAAAUGCAGAAGAAACGUGGAAAACUUUUUGGAAGCAUGCCGAAAACUAGGAGUACCAGAGGCUGAUCUCUGCUCUCCGUAUGACAUCCUGCAGUUGGAUUUUCAUCACAUUCGAAAGACUGUUGACACUCUGCUGGCACUCGGGGAGAACCCCCCACAACCAACUUCUGCCCUCCGCUCCAGGGACCUGCUAGGCUUCUGUCUUGUCCAUGUUCUCUUUGUAGUGUUGGCCUAUGUCACUUACCGCUGGAGUGCUCUCUCUGUGUGACGUCUGCAUGUACAUCCAAGCACUCUGCUCUGGCUCCCUGGUCCUUUGGUCUCCUCCCUCCAUGGGGCCUUUCCCUUGCAGACUCCCAUCCCUGUCAUCUCUUCAGUAGUCUCUGUUGUGAAGCUGAAGAGUUUUACAGACGCACAAACUUUGUAGAAUGCAGCUCCCAGUCAGUCUUGUCCUUGCUGAGGAGCAGCAGUGCCAGCUGCCGCGCUGGAAGGGUCCUCUCCGCUGGUGUCUGGUUAGGGAGGAGGGAUCGGGUAGGUACAGGCUCCAUCUAGCAUCUAACUUCGGCUGCAUUCAGGACUGGGCAUUGAACUGUACCAGGUCUCUUGGGAGAGAUUUUUUAAAAAAAGGCAAUGCUGUGGCCCAAUUUGACUUAUGAAAAUCCUCGGUACUGUCACUGCUGACCAGGUUGAAAAGUGUGAUCUGGAGAAUGCCUGGCUGGCUGUUGGUUGGAUUCCUCCGUGUUUCUGCCAGGGAAUCUGUGAGGCACAUCCUUCAGACCCAGCCCUCUGCCCUGGCAGGAAAGGUGUUCUGGGGAAGGAAACACUUUCUGUUUUGAAUGUCACCUGGAGAAUCUGCUUAGCACUGACUCCCAUGUGGUUCACUUGCUCCUUGUUUAGGUAAACUCUGGAGCACUCAGAAAAGUAUUUUCCAGAAGGGAUUUCUAUUUUUGUAUAAUAUAAUAGAUCACUUUGUUUUCUUGAUUUAUCACAUUAUAAAUACAGGUCUAGAAUGUGAUCAGUUUAACUAUUCAGUUUCAAAUAAAGCUGAGUCAUGGGACAUUUGUGGUCCUAGAGCUUGGGUUACUACAAGAGCUAGUAAUAAGACUGCUGUUAUUUUAGAAGGAUGCAGUUUCUCCAAUUACUUGAAAUUUCUGUUUAGCCUUUGAGUUCAAAUGUUACUAACUAGCAAACUGCUUUAUUCUUAAGUCUGCUUAAUGAGUUAUAUAUCAGCUAUCUCUGUUUUUGGAACAAAAUGAUAUGGUUUAAAGGAAAAAGAAAAGUUAAAAUCUUAUGUAGGCCCAGAUGUUCCUGAGUCCUGGAUUAUUUUUUCACAUCAUGAGAAGGCCUUGCUCUAAGGUCAAGCAAGUCUCCUCCACUUCAUUUUAUGUCCUGUUUGCCAAAUGCUGUCUCUUAGAUUGGGACGAUGAUGGAAUUAAUGUCCUCAAGGUAAAUUGCUUAUUGACUGAGGUGCAGACAGCACUCAGACAUUGCUACCCAGAAGAUACUCUUAUUCUCUGAACAGGGAAGAUGAAGUUCUGAAAACCCUACAUACUUAUAGUGAUAUGUUUAUAAAAAUUCCUUGUUGAUAGAUGAGACUUGAUUUUUAAAGGAAGAAGUUGUCUUUACAUGAUCUGUUGAACUAUCGGAACCUUGAUCAUCACUUCCUGCCGAGUGGGGGUUUAGGGUACAUGAAGGUUGUCUGAUCUCAGCUGUGUCUGCCCGAGUUGCCUUCGGUGCUAUCUUGUACUCUGCAGUCUGUAACAAUAAAAUCCCUUGUACAGUGUCUGAUGAGCACCC